UGUUGCCUGGGUGUUCGUGCAAAGCACCUUCUGGAAACCGACGGUGAUGAAAGCAACCACCCCACAUAAUACGGCUAUUAUCAUGCAAAGGGCCAUUUUCUCACGCCAGGCCUGGCGAAUCUGCUUGUCCCGCAGCCCACCAAUGCUGCCGAGCAGGACAUCAGGCGCCCAGAAAGUUAGAACAAGACUAAUAAUGCGCCAGGCAUCUGAACCGCCAUAUUCUGAGAUAGAUGAUGGGCCCACAGGGUGGGCCGACGGCCCGACGAGGGGAACUGGAGCAACUCCACGCUCUGGGCGGGUAAGAGUCUUCGCUCGUCGCACUGUUGUUCCAGACGAUUGUAUUGGGACCCUGUUUGUGGGAAUCGGCACGUCGGUAAAGUCGUACUGCGUUUGAAACCGAAUCGCCAUCUCAGAGAGACGGGCAAACGAGCGGAGGGGGAAUGAAGGGAAGGCGUAAGUGGAGGAGGAGCUAUGGCUACGAGAAGUGACAGCGUGACAUUUUCUGUGACAACGUGUUACGCAAGUUGUUCACAUCGACAGCGGAGACUGGUCAUAUUAUUUUUACUUCGUCCACUAGGCUUACUCUUGCACAAUUUCGGAAACAUCGACAUCAUUCUCUUCCGACUGGAAUUACAUUCAAACGAUAUCCCCAUCCGAUGUCUCUCACUCUUGUGUUACCUCAGUCAGCUCAACUUCCUCAGCCCUUGACCACGUCUCGCGAAGCUACGAAUGCCACAUCAUUUCUUCAUUCGUCGAUUAACGAUCCUUUACACCCUUCAACAUACAUUAUCCAUCCUCCCAGCCUUCUCCUGGCGUCGCUCGCGUCGCAGCAUCACCUUUCCGCUCACUCCAUCUCCAAGUACGGGCCACACGGCUGCCCAAGCUUCUAUAUUCCCAUCUCCAUGCACCUUCCGGACCACGUUCGUCAGCUUGAAGCGCGUCAGCGAUUAGCUGCUGCAGCCAAGCUCUGGUGGCCAUGCGAGAUGACAGAGACAUGUGCUCCAGUACUCCUGGGUCCGUGUGGAUCUAUCUCCCAGAUGAAUUCGAUGUCUCUUCGUGAUCAAUUAGAGGAGGCCCUGAAAGAACGUUUGAUGACAAACAUACUUCCCAAUUCGUCUGUGAAAACUUCCUCCACGCAUCCCAUCAACGUCUCUGCCGUCAUCCCCGUUGAAGUCGUAACUCUCAUCUCCUCGCACCUCACCCUUUCAUCACAUGGUCCCACCGCUUUCGAAAUCCCUCCUGCCAUCUUCCUGGAUCGACUCCUUGCGAGCUCCCGCCCGGUGCACGCGAGAAACAACAGUUUUGCCAUUGCUGCUGGACACUCGGUCGCAAGUGAAACAGCCGUCAUCGGCCUUAGGAACCGGUCGCGUGUGGACGAAGACCUGCAAGCUGCUAUCGGAUCGACAGUGACCCCUUCCUUGGUCUCGAAGCCAUUGUCGGAGAUGCCCUGCUUCGCCAUAGAUGAUGUCGAGCUGGAUUUUCUCGGGGCUCCGUGGCCUGAAUACGAGAUCGCUGCUAGGUCUUUCGGUCUUUCGGUCCUACGCAUACCCAUUCCAGAAGGCCUCGCCCCCCUCUCGCCGGCUGAUCUUGACCUCCAUCUGACACUCCUCAUACAAUCUUACACGCUUCGUGGAAUCCCGAUUCUGGUUCCGUUCGAGUCGUUUCUAGAAAAUACACCGCCAAUCCCCACUCUCCAAACGGGCACGAACCCUCUUCACACAUUCCUCGGUUUUGAUCCGCAGCAAAACAUUCUCGUAUUGACUUUGCGCGAUCCCAAUGACUCGAGAGAACUACCACCCAAUGGGAAUGAUUCUGUCUCGAUCGCGACUGGGAGAGGCGUGCGCAAAGUGACUCCUGCUUCGUGGCAUUCCUGUGUUCAAGCCUGCAGUCCCGAUCUCGUUGUCGCUCUUCCCGAUAUACCGUGGACACCACCUCCGCACUCGCAGAAACGCGUCAGCAAAAUGCUUGCACGGUCCGCUUCUUGGCUUGCGGACAUUCUCCGUCCCUCAGUCCGUCCGCAAAACAUCCUGGUACAUAUGGCUGGAGGAAUUUCUAGUCCCGCGCGCGCCGAAUUCUCAAUUCGUUUGCUGGAGACCAUCGAGGACGAAGCCGGUGUCGUUGCAUCAGACAGAUGUCUCGACGACGGUGUCAUGGGGUACACCUUCGAUCUCCUUCCCUUGCGACUGGGGCUCCAGAUAUCCAACGAAGGCUCCGAUAACAUGAUUGCAUUGUUGCGACAGUCUUUACAGCCAUUGCCUCAGACGAAAAUUCGAGUUGUCAACUCAGUUGUAUCUCCGCAUGAUCUAUUGCGGUUGGUAAGGGACAUCGGCGUUGACAUAUUUGAUUCCAAGUGGGCCCAAGAUGCUGCGCACUACGGCUUUGCGCUCGACUUUGCCUUCCCUAUACAAAGCACAGGGGAGAUGCAAUCUAUCGGACACAAUCUUUACGACCAUCGAUAUGCGCAUGAUUUCUCCUGCCUCGCUAGCGCACUCCCUCUAUGUUCGUGUAUAGCAUGUUCUCCCGAAAACCCGCCAGCAGUUAUCUUGCACAGCAAGCUUGACACCCACGACGCAUGUGGACUGCGACCUGAAUCAUACUCACGGGCGUACAUUCAUCAUCUGCUGCACACACACGAAAUGUCUGCGCACACUUAUCUCACCAUGCACAACAUUGCUGUGCUCGAGGCAUUCCUUGCCGGCAUUCGUGAUCUCAUCCAAUCCGGCCAAGAUUUCGCCGCUGAGGUCGACCGGCACGUUUUUCUCGGCCUAGCGCUCCUUGAACUGGGAAACUAUGCCAUGAGCGAGCAAGCUUACCAGCACGCAAUCGACGCGAGCCCUGAACAGCCAUUAGCGUGGCAGGGUCUACUCAAAUUCUACGAGCGCUUCGAGCAGUGGGAUCGAUACGCUGAGACAGCGAGACGGUUGACUGAUCUAUUCGCGCAAUUAGGCGAUGCGUUAAAGUGUGUGGAGGCAUUGGGAAAGCUUGUCGACUGUCGAAGAGAGAAAGGAACAUCGCGCCAGUUGGUCGAAGUGUUGUCCCUUCUCCUGGAGAAUUCUUCGCUUUAUCCGUUACUUUCCACACUCCCUGUUCCCGAUCACAUCAAUCCCGACAUGACACCGGCGUAUCAUAUCCAAUCGGCUAUCCACAAUACGCUGCCCACGCUCGAAGAGAUACUUGGGAUCAUCGAGAAAGAAGAAGAUUCCAUCUAUUUGAGCGAGGUUGCGAAACGACGCACUCGUCUAGGUGCUUCUAGUCCUGAACAACUUCGUAAAGAGGUCGGACUUGAGAUCUGGAGUUCCUCCCAGGUGUGUGUUCUUUUUCAGUUCUUGAUCCGUGCGCUCAUGUCAAGAAACCUGAAGCUACCACAUUACUAUGACGCUGUAUUGAACCAUCCAAACACAUCGGACGAUUUGCGCAGGAAGACAGAUGCGAAAUUGCUGAGAUAUAAGCAUCGUUAUCUCUGUGCACUUCCUGCUCAUUCCAGCGUCAAGAUUACCGUCGCGCGUGAAGUGGAUGAAUUGGCCGCAGGAGCGAUCACUCUGGGUCUCCCAGACGCUCUCGCAUGGUCUAUUUAUCUCGACGGGAAAGAUUGGAUCGAUCCCGCACACUUCGAGAUGCGGUUAUUGCAACAAUUCAUGCAACUACUCCCACGAUCAGGGCUCGCUUUGUUUUUGAAAGCAUUCUGUCAAUUCUCGAGCAUUCCAUUAGUUGACGACGAGAAUGGAGGAACGUUAAUUCUGGUUGAUGGAGAUCCGUUCGAUAUCAUGUUGGUCAGGAGCUUCGUCCUUCCGCGUUCAGUCAAUGACUCUCUCUCUCUCCAGGAUUCAUUCGCUUCAUUGUCAGAUUCGGUGUUAGCUACUCAGAUCAUGGGCAGCGUAUACUUGACGGAGGCCGACUAUCAGAAUUCAAUGGUGGUCGCCGAGAACGGAUUGUCAAUUCUCAGCCGAGCUGAAGCUGACUUUGGCAAGCAGUUCCCCAACACUCGGCUCGGCUUCAAUGUCACGCUAGCAACAUCUCUAGUGCAUCUUUUCCCACCAAAGCAUCACAGCCGUGCGCUGUCAUUGUUGGAUCAAAUCCUCAGACAGGCCCCGACAAAUACUGCUGGUCUCAUGGGUCGUGCUUUCGUUCUUCAGCAACAGCAGCAUUGGGCAGAAGCUGCAGAGGUCUUUGCGCAGGCAAUUGCAUCACUUGCUGAGAGCUCCCCAAUGCGAAUUCGGGCAAGAGAGGAAGAAGCUUGGUGCCAAACUCGCGCCGGAAAUCUGGAUGAAGGCAUUACUGUUCUGAAGAGCGUGUUGACGGUGCUAGAUACGGGAGAUGGGGCCGAAGCUGAUUCUGCCCGCUGUUUGUGGCGACUGGGCGCGUCCUACUGGGAUUUGGGAGAGAAUCAUAUUGAAGACGCAUACAGGCAUUUUAUCCAGUCGCUCAAGCGCAACUCGUCCUACGCCCCCUCGUACACUUCUCUUGGUAUUUACUAUGCGGAAUUUGCCAAUCCGACUGAUGCUGCGCGAGCUUCCAAGUGCUUCCAGAAGGCGUUCGAGAUUGAUGCUCGUGAAGCAGAGGCUGCUCGGAGAUUGGCUGAGGGUUUCGCUGAUGAACGCGAGUGGGACCUCGUCGAGGUAGUUGCUCGGAGGACAAUCGAAGGAGAGGGUGGUUUGACUGCUGGCCUCACAGCCGAGAGUAGUGCCCGUCUCCUUCCGACAAAUGCUUGGGCUUGGAAAGCUCUUGGUGUGGUUGAACUGGCACAUGCAAACUAUCCGGCUGCUAUUCGGGCUUUCCAGAUCACACUACGAGCGGAGCCAGACGAUCAAGUCUGCUGGUUGCGAUUGGGAGAAGCUUACAGUCGUGCGGGACGUCAUGCCGCUGCUAUCAAGGCACUUGAGCGCGCCCAUGAACUCGAGCCAGAGGACUGGAUAUGUCGCUUCUUCCUAGGUGAUGUGCAGCACCAAAUAGGGCAACAUCAAGAGGCCAUCGAUGUUUUUGAAAACAUUCUGAUAGAUCGUCCGUUGGAAAUUGGUGUUCUUAUCGCCUCAGCAAAGGCGUUUCUUGAUCUCGGCUGCUCCGAGCUCUCAAACGGGUUCCCGACUCGUGCCGAGGGAUCGCUCAUCACUUGUCUCCGGACCGCAAUCAAAGCCUUGGAGGCUAGUCCAGGCUUUCGCAGUGUCGCGUGGAAGACAGCAGCUGAUGCAGUUUUCCAUCUUUCCGCGAGGCCGGCAUACGUCGAUGAAAUAGGGACUACCGCUGUUUUGGAGAAACUGAUAACUUUGCUUCCUCGAGACUUGAGCGGACGAGUUGCAAGUUUCCUGAAACCGGAGUUGAAAUCUCCCCUCACUUGUGCCGCGGUAUUACACAUCGCCAUAGCCGCAUACGACUGUCGUGUCAGCCUCGGGUCUACAGAUAAUACAGCUUUGGGGAGCGCUUGGUACGACUUAGGAAUGUCGUUGCUUUGCAUCUCGCGCAAGCUUUUCACUGGCGACGUGCAAACUCGAGUGCAAGCACAAGCACAAGAAAGUCUCAAGCAUGCACUCCGAGAGGAUCCAGGAAAUGAUCUAUAUUGGGUCGGCCUUGGCGAUGCAAACUUUCUGACUCAUGCAAAAAUGGCUCAACAUGCGUACAUCAAAGCGCUCGAGAUCGAUUUCCAGAACGCUCGCACGUGGUCGAAUCUGGGACUGUUGUAUCUGCGCCAAAACGAUGUGGACUUGGCCAAUCAAGCUUUUCUCAGAGCGCAAACCCUCGAUCCAGAAUGGACUGUUGCUUGGGUCGGCCAGGCCCUCGUCGCAUCAGCCAACGGGCACGAAGUUGAUUCCACAGCUUUACUAGAGCACGCUCUUCUGAGACAUCACCAGCCCGAAGCUGAUUUGGAGUUCGCCUCUCGCACAAUCAAGAGGCUGCACGCCAAUCCAAUUCAAAUUGACGACGUGCUACCGACUUUCUCCGUCCUGGACCGCCACCGUCACAGUCGCCCUGACGACGCUUGCGCGCUGCACUUGUUUGGCCUCGUCUGCGAGAUCCUGGGACAGAGAGAAUACGGCCAUGAACUGAUGCUUCGUGCCAUCACGAUUCUCGAGGCCGAAUACGAACAGUCCGAAGAUCCCGACGUGGAACGCCAGUUCAUCAUUGCGACAUUGAAUCUCGCGCGAAUAAAACUCGCGUUACAGGACUACGAGUCUUCCGCCGAGUCGUUCGAGAAUGUCCUGGGUUUAUUGGGAGACUCCAACGAUCAAGCCGCUCGAACAAUAGUGGCUCACGCUCACUUUGGUCUGGGCCUGGCGAAUUUCAAAUCUGGUGAUCCGCACGCUGCGCUCACCCUGCUGGAAGGCGCGCUGGAGAGCAGUGCCAGCGAGACCAUGAUCCGAAGCCAUAUCGCUGUGCUUCUUGCCCAAACAAUGUGGACGAUCGGGUCCGAGGAUUGCAAGGAAAGUGCCAAAGCGCAUCUUCUGGACUGUACAACCACUGAUCCAGAAAAUCUCGCGGCCAUCAACACAUUGGCUGGAAUGGGCAUUUUGACAGAGGACGAUGGAUUGGUUGAUGCCGCCCUCGCAGAUCUGCUCGCACUUCCUCCCGAUCGACGAUUUACGCUCGAUCCGUCGAGAGACGUCGAUGAUCUGUUGCUACAGCACAGGCUGGGUCAAGGGAACCUCUCGUUGGCGAUGGCCAUCGCUCAAGGCAGUGUGAUGGCUGAACCGAGUCGUGCAGAGGCUCGCCAGCAGCUGGCACUGCUGAAUGUGCAACGAGGAGAACCCUCAGCAGCAGUGGCGCUGUUGUCAACCGAAUCCUCAGAUACACCAGCUUGGAAACAUCUCGCCCUCCAGGCCAUGUCUCUAUCCCUGAAGGGUGACUGUGACAACUCUGCUGUGAGCUUGGCUCAGAAACUCGUCUUUCUUCGGCCUUGGGACGAAGACCAUUGGCAGGCUCUAGCUCAUGCGUCCUGA
Molecule: messenger RNA, 6929 nt
Organism: Mycena citricolor
Lineage: Eukaryota; Fungi; Basidiomycota; Agaricomycetes; Agaricales; Mycenaceae
Source: the annotation of a GenBank genome assembly